AUGAGCCACGUGGACAGCCGGCGCGCCAAGAUCCAGUGGGCGCCGCUGAUGCCGCGUCAGCCCGUCGAGACGGCUGGCUACGUCGGUAGUGUGUGGGGCCAUCGGCCGUUCCUGGCGUAUACGGAACAACAGCUAGCUUCCGCCACCCGCCCACUGCUUGCGAUCGAUCUGAUUGACGAUCGGCACCCGGUGCCGGCUGCCCUGUGUUGCCUGCCACGGGAACUGGGUCGAAACGCGCUUCGAUAUUCCAUGGUGCGCCAACUGUGCCACCCGCGCCAAGUUUGUCGUCGGUGGCGCAGAAGUUCCCCCUGUCGUCAUCACGCCGGCUGCGAAAGCCGUCUUGAGUUGAUUGUGUUGAACAGCGGCCCCGUCGACCCGGAACUGGCCAAGCGGCUCCGCGUGCAGCUGGUUUGGAACUGCCACGCGUGCUGGGUGGCUGAGCUCGGGCCGAGCAUCCUCAACAAGCUGAUCGCCGAGCGUUGCCCGAAGCCUGAUGCCCAU
Mesorhabditis spiculigera is the source of this 501-nucleotide messenger RNA. NCBI's taxonomy places the organism in Eukaryota, Metazoa, Nematoda, Chromadorea, Rhabditida, Rhabditidae. The record is from the annotation of a GenBank genome assembly.